This is a messenger RNA of Trichogramma pretiosum, 2609 nucleotides long. It is a transcript of the gene olf186-M, whose product is annotated as apoptotic chromatin condensation inducer in the nucleus. Bases 579 to 1943 code for a protein of 454 amino acids. Gene Ontology annotation, molecular function: signaling receptor binding. Lineage: Eukaryota; Metazoa; Arthropoda; Insecta; Hymenoptera; Trichogrammatidae. The record is from RefSeq and is a predicted model, not a curated record. The transcript is spliced from 6 exons.
UUCCUUUUUGUAAUUCGAGAAGUCGACGUAGUAUAGAGUAUAUCGUGAUUCGCGAGUUAGUGUGGGUGCCAACCCAACCGUGACAGUUGCGUGUUAUACACGCUUUAUACGUUAUACGGCACUGGCUGCCAGCUGGAGCGCUGGACUCUGCGCCACACAGCGACUCGGGAAAAACCAUCAUGAUAAUGCUGGCAAGCGCAACGCUAUACGACGUGCUCGUGCGAAUAUACUAACACACACACACACAUACAAGAGAUGAUUUUGUGUGCGUGCGUGUACAUUUUUUAACAAGUGUCUCGCAUUCGUGUCAGCCGCAGCGCUCUCUGCGCUGUAUUUUUUUCAUCAGUAACUCGAGAUACCUCGACCAGCGAGCAGCUGUGCUGCCGUCUUCUGUCCUAGCCAAUACUUGUUAUUAUUUUAUUUUGUUUUUCUUUUCUUUUACUUUUGUGUUAAUGAAAUAAUUACAACACGUUGCACGAAAGUUGAAUGCAGUUUUUCCAUACUAUCUCCCAGUCAGUGUAUGUGUGUGUGCUCGUUCGCUGUCGACUGCAGAAAACAUUCGAGCUUAUUUUGGAAAAAUGGAUUCAGUUGAAGCAAUUGGUAAAGAGGUACAUAUACGAGUGUCACACUGGAUUCGUAGUUUCCGGGAAAUGCGACGUCGCACUAGUCCAGUGCAGCAAUGGGUUGACUCUAUACCAUCACCUAUAAGAAAAUCACCUAACUUGGUCAGACAGCACAGCGUAUCAGUUGAUACGGAUACCAUAUCGACUCCUGAAACAAGCACAAUUGAACCAGUAAUCGUCGAUAAAGAGAAUUCCAUUAAAAACUCAAACAUGACAGUCUCGACACCUGUAUUAGUUCCUAGCUCACCCACAAUAAUCGUGGAAAGGCCAAGCAAUGUAUCAAGAUUGGCCCGCGAUCGUAGCUUCCAAUCGGACAGUAGCCGCUGCAGCAGCGUCGAGUAUCUGCUGGAGCACCGUCGCAUGGACCCCGAGGAGAUCCUCAUGAAUCUCGGCUUCGGUGGCAGUGCGCAGGGCCCGAGCGAGCAGGCCGGGCCCCUGGCGCGCAUACCCAAGCGCUUUCUGCAGCCCUCCCGGCUACGCGGCAUCGUCAUCGAGGACUUCGUCAAGCACCAGCAGGAGACCAGCGAAUCUCUGGACUCGACAUCGCUCGGAUACCGAGGCCUGACCGGUUCUCCGUAUGUAGCGCCUUCGGAAAUUGUCCAGAAAAUCAUGCAAAGAUUGCGCGAGCACGAGAAUCAAGAGCUCCAGGAGAAUAGCUUUAGCGAAUUGCCUAACCAAGAUCCCGAUCGACUCUCGGUUCUGUCGCCCGAUAACAGAUCGUUCCUCAACAGGCCAAGAUCGAAGAGUCCGGAUUUGAAAAACAAGCGUAUGAUCAUCGGUGAACGAUCGUACGGAUUCGACCAAAACGGCGACCUCGUGGAGAUCAAUCCGUCGCGCUUGACGCAAACCAGGCCGCAGGAAAGCACAACGACCAGCACGGCCGACGACGAGCACAUCAUUAGCAAAACUUUCGAUGACAUAGUCGACCUCGACGACGAUGACGACGAUGAUGAUGAUGACGACGAGGACGAAGAUGAUGUAGGGCCGUCGCACACCUCGACGCCGAUCGUAUCGAAGGCUCCCAGUGUAUGCCAAAGUUUAUUAUUGCUACGAAACGUCGACAAUAAUGACAGUUACGAUAAAUUUCUUAGAUCGACUGGAGGUUCGACGCCCGAAGAUAACGCGAAAAAGACCUUGUCGAGGCAGCAGAGGAUCGGCUCGGAUGAUAUCCAAGACGUGCCGUGCUGGCGAGCGGCGAAUAAAGUUAUUGAGAAAAACAAAAGUCUCGAGGACGCCGUGAACGAGAGCCGAGUCGAAAUAACCGAAUUGCGAAACAUGAUGAACAGUGCGAUGUCGGUUAGGAUGGAAUCUGGUUGUUGAAUUCGUUGUUAUCGUGUAUAAUGUGAGACUCGUGAUCGACUGCUUUAAUUUAGUUACUUACUUUUGUACACACACACGCGCGCGCAAUCGUUUAGGAGAUUAAUCUUCUCGCUAUAAAAAAAAACAGUCUGAGAUAAUUUUAUUAAACCGUAUCAUUCCAUGCGAGAAAUGUUUCCUAAGUAAUACUUAAGUUUUCUGGAAUUAAUGUUAAAAAGUCUAGAAUAAGAUAAUUUUUUAUCUAGCUCUAGCAAGAAAAAGUCCUAAUAUCUAAGUAGAGAUUUUGAAAAUUUUAUUUUUGUCGAGACAAUCGUCAAUUUACUAAGUUACUGCUUGAAAUUUCUUUUAACAUUGAGAUAAUCAAAUGUAACUUGGGACCAUAGGAAUUGUAAAUCUUUUGGGUGUACUCUUUUAAGUAACCCUAAACUCUAAGCGCCUAUAACCGUCUGCCUAUUCUUCCAUUAGCCUAAAGUAAUUACAAAGUAAUUGUGAAUGCAGUAAUUUUAAUGAUAUUGUAACAUAAAUAAAAGCAUUCCCUUGUACAACAAGUUUAUAUAAAAGCAAUUAAGAAAAAUCAUAGACCAAUAGAAAGUUUCUUCAAUCUUGACAAGAUUUUAAGAAACGAAAACAAAUGAUACAAAACUUAUAAGAAAUUAAUCUUGUUUCAGU